Messenger RNA from Rhodofomes roseus, 1614 nucleotides. Its product is annotated as cytochrome P450. NCBI's taxonomy places the organism in Eukaryota, Fungi, Basidiomycota, Agaricomycetes, Polyporales, Fomitopsidaceae. The coding region runs from base 1 to 1614 and encodes 537 amino acids. The record is from RefSeq and is a predicted model, not a curated record. Gene Ontology annotation, molecular function: iron ion binding; heme binding; oxidoreductase activity, acting on paired donors, with incorporation or reduction of molecular oxygen. The transcript is spliced from 6 exons.
AUGUCAUCCGUGCUGGACGGACUGUCCGGCCUGCCCAUCGCGGCUUGGGCUGGUGUCGUAGUCGCUGCUGUCCUCCUUGUGCACUUCGUGCCGUUCAUUGCCGACCCAUUCGGGGUUCGCUCGUAUCCUGGGCCUUUCCUCGCGAAGAUCUCCGACGCAUGGCUGGGUUGGGUGGCGGCACAGGGCCAUCGCUCGGAAGUCGUUCAUGAGCUGCACCAGAAACACGGCAAGUUCGUGCGGAUCGCACCCAACCACGUCUCGAUCAGCGACCCCGACGCGCUCCAGGUCGUCUACGCGCACGGCAACGGCACGCUCAAGUCCGUCUUCUACGAUGCGUUUGUUUCCAUCCAGCGCGGUCUCUUCAACACCCGGUCCCGCCCUGAGCACGCGCGCAAGCGCAAGAUCGUCUCGCACAUCUUCUCGCAGAAGAGCGUGCUCGAGUUUGAGCCCUACACGCGCAUGCACGUCCAGAAGCUGCUCAGGCAAUGGGACCGCCUUUACGAUCUUGCCGUGAAGGGCGGCUCGGGCGAGGAGGGUGAAGGCUGGAAGGGCUAUGACGGCCGCCUCUGGCUCGACAGUCUUCCGUGGUACAACUACCUCGCGUUUGACAUCAUCGGUGACCUCGCAUUCGGUGCACCCUUUGGUAUGCUAGACGCCUGCGCCGACGCCGCGCCCGUCGCCAUCUCGCAAGAGAAGGCAAUGGCGUCCUACGGCGACGACAACUCGCCUGAGAUCACGUACUUUCCUGCCGUGCAGAUUCUCAACGACCGUGGCGAAUACUCCGCGUCGCUCGGCGUGCUCCCCCCGCACUGGCGCCCCCUCGUCAAGCUCAUCCCGUGGUACCGCAAGGGCAAUGAGGCCGUGCAGCGUCUGGCAGGCAUCGCGAUUGCGCAGGUGGCUAAGCGGCUGACGGUACCCACUGACCGGGCGGACCUGCUUGGCAAGCUUCAGGAGGGCAAGGAUGAUGAGGGCAACCCGAUGAGUCGGGAGGAGCUCACCGCCGAGGCGCUCACGCAGCUCAUCGCCGGUUCCGACACCACCUCCAACUCGUCCUGCGCAAUCACGUACCACCUUGCCGCGAACCCGCUUGUGCAACAGAAGCUCCAGCGUGAGCUUGAUGAGACGCUCGGCAACGAUGACGACUCCGUGUCGACGUUUGAACAGGUCAAGCGUCUGCCGUACCUCGAGGCGGUCAUCAACGAGACCCUCCGUAUCCACUCGACCUCUGGUAUCGGUCUCCCGCGGGUUGUUCCUGAGGGUGGCUUGACGGUAUUGGGCCGGUACUUCCCGGAAGGAGUUGUUCUGUCUGUCCCGACGUACACGAUCCACCGCGAUCAGGCCGUGUGGGGUGAGGAUGUCGAGGCGUUCCGUCCCGAGCGCUGGUUUGAGCGCGACGAGAAGGCGAUCCAAAAGACUUUCAACCCGUUCUCUUUCGGACCAAGGAGCUGCGUCGGACGUAACCUGGCCAGCAUGGAGUUGCUUAUCAUAAUCUCGUCCAUCUUGCGCCGGUACCACUUCGUCCUGGAGGACCCGGAUAUGAAGCUUGACACAAAGGAGGGGUUCCUGCGGAAGCCUGUUCAGUGCAGGGUCGGCAUCAAGCGCAGGACUGCAUAA